This is a messenger RNA of Strigops habroptila (Kakapo), 2259 nucleotides long. RefSeq names its product histone-lysine N-methyltransferase 2B-like. The record is from RefSeq and is a predicted model, not a curated record. Gene Ontology annotation, molecular function: protein binding; histone H3K4 methyltransferase activity. Bases 1 to 975 code for a protein of 324 amino acids. Gene Ontology annotation, biological process: positive regulation of DNA-templated transcription. Gene Ontology annotation, cellular component: histone methyltransferase complex; nucleus. The transcript is spliced from 5 exons. Lineage: Eukaryota; Metazoa; Chordata; Aves; Psittaciformes; Psittacidae.
AUGGGUGCUGUUGCAGGCGUGAGCGGGCUGCGGGUGCUGGGCACGCAGCCUCCUGUGCCCCCAGCCCCACUGACCCCCCGCGCACCCAUGGGUGCUGUUGCAGGCGUGAGCGGGCUGCGGGUGCUGGGCACGCAGCCCCCUGUGCCCCCAGCCCCACUGACCCCCCGCGCACCCAUGGGUGCUGUUGCAGGCGUGAGCGGGCUGCGGGUGCUGGGCAUGCAGCACGACGCGGUGGUUUUCCUGCUGGAGCAGCUCCCGGGCGCCGGCUCCUGCUCCCGGUACCGCUUCCGGUACCACCCGCGCCGGGAGCGGGACCCCCCCCACAGCCCCCCCCACAACCCCUCCGGCUGCGCCCGCGCCGAGCUCUACCUGCGCAAAUGCACCUUCGACAUGUUCAGCUUCUUGGCGUCCCAACACCGGACCCUGCCCGAGGGACCCCCCCCCCGAGAGGAAGAGGAGGACGAGGUGCAGCUCAAGCCCACCCGCCGUGCCACCAGCCUGGAGCUGCCCAUGGCCAUGCGCUUCCGGCACCUCAAGAGGACAGCCAAGGAGGCCGUCGGGGUCUAUCGCUCCGCCAUCCACGGGCGGGGGCUGUUCUGCAAGAGGAACAUCGAGGCCGGGGAGAUGGUGAUCGAGUACUCGGGCAUCGUGGUGCGCUCCGUGCUCACCGACAAGAGGGAGAAGUUCUACGACAGCAAGGGCAUCGGGUGCUACAUGUUCCGGAUGGACGCGGCGGAGGUGGUGGAUGCCACGAUGCACGGCAGCGCCGCGCGCUUCAUCAACCACUCGUGCGAGCCCAACUGCUACUCGCGGGUGAUCCACGUGGAAGGCCACAAGCACAUCGUCAUCUUCGCCCUGCGCCGCAUCCACCGCGGCGAGGAGCUCACCUACGACUACAAGUUCCCCAUCGAGGAGCCGGCGGCCAAACUGCCCUGUAACUGCGGCGCCAAGAGGUGCCGCCGCUUCCUCAACUGAGCCGCCUGGCACCCAAGGGUGCUGGGGGGGGGGAAGCGGGGGCUGGGGAGGAGAUCUGGACGUAGUUAUGGAGUCCCAGAGGUGUCUAUAGGCCAUGGGGAGUGAUUCAGAGUCAUAGGGAGGUGGUGGGGAGGAGAUAUGGAGGUGGUCUUGAAGUCCUUGAGAUACCUGCAGCCAAUAGGGAGUGAUGGAGCUGGGAUAUAGAGGUAGUUACGAUGUCCUCGAGGUGCCUACAGACAAUGGGGAGCAAGAAACAGCCAUGGGGAGGUGGUGGGGAGGAGUUAAGGGGGUGGUCUUGAGGUCCUUGAGAUAUCUCCAGCCAAUAGGGAGGAGAUGUGGAGGUAUUUAUGAAGUCCUGGAGGAGUCUACAGUCAAUACAGAGCAAGAAACAGCCGUGGGGAGGUGGUGGAGAGGAGAUACGGGGGGUUCUUGACGUCCUUGAGAUGCCUCCAGGCAAUGUAGAGCAAGAAACAGCCAUGGGGAGGAGAUACGGAGGUGGUUGUGGAGUUCUUGAGGUGUCUCCAGGCCCUGGGAGGUGGUGGAGGUGGGAUAUAGAGGUAGUUACCAAGUCCUUGAGAUGCCUGCAGCCAAUGGGGAGUGAUCGGUAGUCAUAGGGAAGUGGUGGGGAGGAGAUCUGGAGGUGGUCGUGAUGUCCUUGAGAUACCUGCAGCCAAUGGGGAGGAGAUGUGGGGGGUUCUUCAGGUCCUGGAGCUGUCUAAAGCCAAUGGGGAGCGAUGAAUAGUCAGAGAGGAGAUAUGGGAGGGCCUUGAAGUCCUGGAGGUGCCUCCCGCAGCCAAUGGGGAACUGCUACGGGGCGCUCACAAAGCCCUUGAGAUGCCUCCAGCCAAUGGGGAGCAAAGAACACUCAAUGGAGACCCACCCCCAGCCAAUGGGGAGAGGAGAUGUGGGGCCUCCCGAAGCCCUCGAGAUGCCUCCAGCCAAUGGGGAAGCGGCUGGAGAAGGGACCUGGACCCUGCCCGGGGCUGGAGACGGGCACCCGAAGCCCCGGAGAUGCCUCCAGCCCCAUCGCGCCCCUCUUUGGGUGCCUCGGGACACCCCCCCGGUGCGCUGGGGAGCACCCAUGGGUGCUAUGGGGCACCCCACGCCCCCCGGCGGGGCCCAGGGACCAUUUUGGGGCCGUUUCGGGACCGGUUCGGGACCAUUUUGGGGCCAUUUGGGGCGGUUUUGGGGCCAUUUUUUGUACCGUGCCCGGAGCCGCGCCCGAGGCUCCGCCCACAAUAAAAGAGGCGCCGCGUCCGCCAGGGGGCGCUGUGGCCGAGGCCA